Molecule: messenger RNA, 438 nt
Organism: Acanthoscelides obtectus
Lineage: Eukaryota; Metazoa; Arthropoda; Insecta; Coleoptera; Chrysomelidae
Source: the annotation of a GenBank genome assembly
AUGGCGAGGAUCGAAGCCCGUGAACCAGCCGGGCGAGUUAAUAAGUGCAUGGCUGAAGCCACAGAUCUCACCGUUGACCAGGUGCGGUUCAGGAGGAGGAAGCCCGAGUAUCAGAGAUAUCUCGAGCUCGCCCGGAAGCAAUUCCGGGCCUCUGGUACUCGGAUUUUACCAGCAAAAUCUUCUUCCCCCGCCGCAUCUACUAGCGGAUCCUCCGUGGUGUGCCAGACGCCCGUGCCCGAGGGAAAGGACAAACUUAAACAACCAGCCUCCUGCGAAACGAGCCUCUUCGCAGGACAUGGAGUCUCCUCUGCUCAGAAGGUAUCAGCAAGGCAGCAAGAAGCGGAUGAGGGAGAGUUGCUCACCGCACGACCUCAACCCCGCCAAGAGGAAGACGGCUGGAGUAGGGACGGAUGUAGGCAGGAAUACGAGCUCUAUUAG